ACUUGUUUACAAAAUGACGUUGUACGCUUCGGGAAAUGUGAUUUGUUUUUGUAUUGGAUUAUUCAAACAACUAUAAACUUUUAAACCGUAUACAAUAUUAUGCUCUAUUAGUAAAUUUUAGUUUUAUUAUUUUAUUUUUGUAAUUUGAUUCAUUAGAAAUACUGCUCUAUCAUGAAUCAAGAGAGCCCUUUAACUUUUUUGCAAGAGAAAGAAGAAAAUAAUAAAUUAGAUUACUCCAAGACCAGUCUGGUAUUAUCUCCUAAAAGAACGUUGCCUUAUUAUACUCGUAAUGGUUUGAAACACACUUUACGGGUUUUAGAAAUGCAAGAUUUUAAUGCUCUGGCUAAAACGAAAUUACAUAUAUUGUGUGCUAACAUAAGUAAUAUUUUACAAUUGGAUUAUAAUACAGAGUCAUUAGUUUUAUUUAAAGCUGGUAAUCAUCAUAUAACUUUUGAAGAGCUAGUUAACUUUAUUGAAGAUGAACUUCUUGUCAAUGCUCCUGAUCUGAAUGUAAACUUUGAUGAUUUUGACCCUUUUUGUUGGACUGUAACUAACCAAGAUAAAAAGAAAUAUGUUUCAAAGAUCCUUGAGGAUGAAGAAGUGUUUCAUAUAUGGAGAGCCUUUAAUAAAAUUGAUAUUAAUGAGUCAGGAUUCAUUGACAUUGAAGAAACUGUUUUUUUAUUACAAGUGUUUAUGCAAGGUAUUGGAACGCCAUGGACCAAAGCUCCCUUGGAUAAUUAUACAAAUAAAACAGAGUUAAACUUUUGGGAACUUGUAGAGUGUUUGGAAUCAAAUUAUAUUAUUCAAAACAAUUUUUCAAGUAUAUACAAAGAUGGUCUGGAGUCCAUUCUUAAAUAUUAUAUUUUGGAAAUAAUAAAAAGUGGAUUCUUAGUGAAGAAGGGUCAUCGGAUUAAAUCAAUGAAAGAACGAUGGUUUGUUCUCACGCCUGACAAUUUGUUUUAUUAUGAUGGUAAAACUAAAGGAGCAAAAAAAAAAGGUUCAAUCUGCAUUAAUAAGGCAGUAAUAAUUGAACCUUUAUUUGAUAUGAAAAGUAACAGAUUUCGAUUUCUGUUAAAUUGUGGCAUCAAAGGUGUUAAUUAUGAAAUAGAAGCUCUUGAUCUUAAAUCAAUGAAUGAAUGGAUAUCAGCCAUCCAACUAUGUAUUGACCACUCCAAAGAUAAAACACCUUUAAUGAGAAACCUUCUUGAAAGAGCUCAAGAGAGAAAAGAGAGAAGGAGGAAAAAAGCUGAAGAGGAUCAGUUACGAAUUAAAAAUGAGGCUCUUAUUCAGCGUCAGAUCCAGGAGCUUCAAAUUUUGAAAGAGGCAGCUCUUGCCCAAUCUGCAGUUGAAGCAGCUCUUUUGGAAGAAGAAAAGAAGCGUGUGGAAGAACUUGAGUUAAUGAAACUUGAAUAUGAAAAGCUUCUUGAAGAGGAAAGACUUGCCAGAUUAAGUGAAUCUGAGGAACGCCAGCGUUUAAAAGUACUGGAUGCAGCACGCCAAGCAGCUGAAGAUGAACUUAAAUCAGCACAUUUAAAACUUAAAGAAGCUGAGGAGGAGAGGCAGUUAGCUUCAUUAAAAGUUGAGCUAGCAAAGGAAAAAACUAGAAAAAUAAACUUACCGGUUGGAUUAGCAAAACCACUUGUUGUUGAACAACGUGGCAUCGUUUCUCAUCGAGGGCUUGGCGCAUUUGUUGAGCAUGAUUUCUCAAAAAAACCGUUAUAUCUUUCAAGUGAACAAAGUCCUGCAGCUGUCAAUAAAAUAAAUAUCGACGAAGGGCAACGCACAGAGAUUGUGGAAUCCAAUCUAUUAAAACCUUCAGAAUCCAAAGAAAUAUUUAAAUAAAUAUCAUCAUUAAUUUAUUGUCAAAACCAAAUUAUUAAUAUUUAA
Hydra vulgaris (swiftwater hydra) is the source of this 1887-nucleotide messenger RNA. RefSeq names its product switch-associated protein 70. Lineage: Eukaryota; Metazoa; Cnidaria; Hydrozoa; Anthoathecata; Hydridae. Gene Ontology annotation, molecular function: calcium ion binding. The record is from RefSeq and is a predicted model, not a curated record.